Molecule: messenger RNA, 4144 nt
Organism: Pararge aegeria (speckled wood butterfly)
Lineage: Eukaryota; Metazoa; Arthropoda; Insecta; Lepidoptera; Nymphalidae
Product: protein bric-a-brac 2-like
Exons: 11
Coding region: 532-1899 (455 amino acids)
Biological process (GO): regulation of transcription by RNA polymerase II
Cellular component (GO): nucleus
Molecular function (GO): protein binding
Source: RefSeq, a predicted model, not a curated record
UCAUUGGGGGUUUGCAUGUGUGAGUCAAGCGCUCAUGCACGAAUGUUUAUAACAUUAGUUGGGGCCUGCGAUAUACUAUUUUGGGAUCGGCCAAAUGUUGGCUUUGUGCUCAUGUUUUAACCAUUAUGCUUUCGUGUAGCGCCCAAGAGUGGAUGGAAUUAUUUGUUAUUCCGAUUCCAAAGGAUAUUUUAGUGCUUUGUGUGUUGUUGUUAUUGUUCAUGGAUGUGUCAAUAUUUUUGAGUGUACUGUGGAUGCAUAUCUGCGGUUCCAUAACGACACCGACACUCUUGCAAGUUUCAGUAUUCUAAAAAAUAGUCUAGUCGUACAGUUUCUACUUGAAUAUAAAAAAAUAUUAUACUUAUUAUAUCAGUACUUAAAACUAUUUUAGUAAAGGAUCUGUGAUAAAAACCUUUUUGGUGGACUUUAUAGAAGUGUGCAAUUUUUUUUUUUUACAAAAAAAGGACUAAUUAGGGUUUGGCCAAAGAAUACUUAUAAUGUAUUUUAGUAGGUAAUUAAUAUUAGUGAUGCAAGAUGGCGCUGCCCCCGCAACAGUUCUGCGUGCGCUGGAACUCCUACCACACCAACCUGCAGGCCGUGUUCCCGCGGCUGCUGCUGACGGAGCAGUUCGCGGACGUGACGCUGGCGUGCGAGUCGCGCCAGCUGCGCUGCCACAAGCUGGUGCUGUCCGCCUGCUCCGCCUACCUCGAGCGCCUGCUGCUGCAGAACCCUUGCAAGCACCCCAUCGUGCUCAUGCGCGACAUGCGGUUCAGCGAGAUGCAGGCGCUGGUGGACUUCAUGUACAAGGGCGAAGUGAACGUCACUCAGGAAGAAUUGCCCAGCCUGCUGAAGUCUGCUGAAGCGCUACAGAUCAGAGGCCUGUGCUCGGGCGAGGCGGGCGCCGGCGCGGCGGCGGGCGCGGAGGGCGCGGGGGGCGCGGGGGGCGCGGGGGGCGACGCGCGGGACUUCACGCUGGCCAGCGACGCGUUGCUGCACGCGCAUCGCACCAACGCCUACCAACACCAGCAGCAACACCAACAACAAACGCCGAAACCACUCAACAACAACAAUACAACCAACGGGCCCAAGAAGCGCAAAUCUGAGGAGAGAGAGAGAGAAAAGACAGAAGUGAAAGAGGAGACCGUGGAGGAGGACGGCCUGUACUACGGCGAGCUGGACAACGACCACUUGGAGUACAACGAGGAGGAAGAAACUGGAAAACCCGGCAGCAGUUUAGGACAAUCUUCCGAGUUUGCAAUCGCGAAUGUGCAGUGCCAGUACGAGUGCAGCGACACUGAGCCGGAAGAGUGGCCGAGUCGCACCACCUCCCGCGCAGCCGUGGGGGGCGAGCCCGCCGGGGACCACACCUACGACACGCGCGACGAGCCCCCCGCCUUCAUCAUACACCAGCUGCCUGCGUCGUCCGCGUCGCAGGGCCCCUUCGUGGAGGUGCGGCCGGGCCUGAUGACGCUGGCGCCGGGCUGCGUGCCCGCCGUCAACGUCAUCCAGCUGCCGGAGCGGCCGGCGGGGCUGGCGGGGCUGGCGGGGCUGGCGGGGCUGGCGGGGAUGGCGGGGAUGGCGGGGAUGGCGGGCGCGGCCGAGCUGGGCAUCAACAAGCGCGUCCGCCGCAGCGAGGGUCUGCUGCGCCAGGCGGCCGACUGCGUGUCGCGCGGCUCCACCUUCCAGACCGUGUCCGAGCGGUUCAACAUUCCCAUCUCCACUAUCCGGUUCUUCAUGGCGCGCAAGGGCAUCCUGCCGCGGCGGCGGCGCGGGCGCAGCACGCAUAUGGCGCGCGCGUGCAGUAGCCCCGAGGAGCCGCCCCCGCCCCCGCCCCCGGCCCGCGCCGCGCCGACCCUGCGACGGCCAACUGUUGAAAACUCAGUUUCACUGCCUCUGGGAUAGUUCGGAAUCUCCGUGUAUCGAGUGAAUCGCCAGAGUGGUUUGAAGCGGCCCUUUGUGCAUAUCUACGCUUACCGCCGCGCGCCUGUAUGUGCUGCUAGCAGAGGAUGUCGCAUCCCACUGGAAAGAUCGAAAGGUGAUGUCCGAGUCACGUUGUGUUUCAGUAAAGUGUUUAUUUGUCAAGUUGUCACUGACUCGUCCACUAGAGAUUUUUGUCGAUUCCAACGUCGAUCAUGCGUGUUGCGUUUUGAAAUAAACUUAUUUGUUUAUUAUUUAACAAUUUGUUUGUUUAAAAACAACUUUAUCUUUUCAUACGACUGCGAGGGUCUUCAUAUUCUACUCGCGCCUAAAAAUAUCGCUUCGUGUGAUGGACCAUCUUGUUAAAAAGGAUUAUCUUUCUUAGACAUCAUACUUGAUCUGAAUCUUUCUUACCUAUAUUAUCAUAACUUUAGAGCGAUGUCUUUGAGCUGAAUAUGCUUAAAACAGUGUCGUGCAUUAUAUACUUACCUACUUAAUAUUUCGAAUGACACUGAAGUCAGAUACGUUUAACUCGUCGAAAAAUUUUAAUCAUCUAUGAUGUAAAUAUUGAAUCUCAUAUUGUAUAUUAUACUGUAUUGUCGAAGUAUUCAUGAUUAAGAUAUUAUAAAUCAUGAUCACAAUUAAUUAAACUAUAUUUAUGUGUUCAAGAUAAUUUUGCCUUCAGGCCUACGAAUAUAAGCCCGAGUCUGAGCUGAGAACCCAACUUAUGACCCGAGACAUAAGAAAAGUUUGCUGUCGACAUAUAAUACUUGAGCGUGCAUGACAUGUAUCUUAAUAGCAUGUCAUCAUUUUAAUUAAGUAUAGAUUAAUGAAGUGAAUCAAAAGUAGUCAUUUCUUUAACUAUUUUAAACCGGGAUCUUAAAAAGGCAGUUCGUUUAUUACUAAUAUGUCAUAAUUCUAAUUACAUUAGUGCUAAGUAUAUAUUUAUUGAUAUUCGGAGACACACCGACGGCAAUUCCCGCCGAAUUUUUAUUCACCUUCCUGCCGACUGCGAUCGGCCGACGGUUGCCCCGAUCAUCAGUAGUUGUAACGUGCAGUUGUGAGUUGUUUCAGUUGUGCGCCGCCGAGCGACACGCACGUGCUGCACUUCGUGUGUCCGUCUGUCAGCCCCGUCCCUCGGGUGGCUCGAUUGCUAAAAUUUUGAUUAAGUUAUUGCGAUCAGUCGCAAUUGUUGUUAUUAACUGACGUUGUGGCACUUGCGUGUUUUGGCCAAAAGUGAAUUAGAGUAUAAUAGCAAAGCGUCGCAUCGAUUCUGUUAUCUGCAGACCUGAAUAAGGCGUAAUAAAUAAAUAAAAUACAUAAAUACAAGCAAAGUGGUCGUUAUAAAUUUACGAUAGUGAAUUCCUUCUUGUAAUAAUUAAACGAGGAGUGUUCCGAUGCAGUUACAAAAUAUUAUAAACAUUUAGUUGAAAAUGGAAUGAAAUACCUAUCCUAUUCCACGGCGCACAAGAUUCAUCGCCACACGACACACUGACAUCGACUGCACUGUCGUCCGAUCGAAAGUUCGCUGACGUCCUGUGUGAAGACUGCAUUUGAUUUGCUCCGGUGUCUAGUUGACUGAAAGUAUUAUUUUGUUGGUCUAAGGCCGCAUUUCUAGUUGUAAUGUUGUAAAGGAUACUAUUAGUUACAGUUGACAGGCAGCUAUGAUGCUGAGCUCUCGCCGGACACCGCUUGCGGCGCUCAUGAUUCCAUUUGCUGGUGCUAUGUUCGUGUCCGGCGGGUUAUCAGCUUUAUUUAACACAUGUUCGCGAAACGCCAGUAUUAUGUUUUGAACAAAAUAGCUUGUAAGUACUUGCAUAAGUGGUCUUAAGAUGUAUAUUUUUGUAGGUUUAGUAUAUUAGAAAAUAAUAUAUUAUGGAUCUUGCAACUGACAAUCACCUGAACUGGCGGUCGACAACACAGCAAGCUGUUAGGCGAAUAAAUCCGAAAACCUGUGAAAGUGGGCCAGCGGGACAAGUCGAUCUAUUCCAUAUUGUCAGCCGAGCGCCGCCGACAGUCAGAUUACUGGCGCCAGCCUCUACGGCGCACGAAAGGCAUUUAUUUGAACGAAAAAUUUAACAAUCUUCAUACAAGUACUGUCAAUUGUAACAUCACAAACCGCUUCUAGAGACUGCUUCCAUAUUGCCAGGGAAACCGAAUGUUUGGCGUAAAGCGUUGCCCAUCCAGCUCCGUUUCAUACGCCGUAUUAUUAAGGAUAUGGUUUUCUUAA